Ciona intestinalis (vase tunicate) is the source of this 2401-nucleotide messenger RNA. The record is from RefSeq and is a predicted model, not a curated record. NCBI's taxonomy places the organism in Eukaryota, Metazoa, Chordata, Ascidiacea, Phlebobranchia, Cionidae.
AAAGGUUCGAUUUAAGACUGACAGCUUCACUGGUGAUGUAACGGUUCAUUGUCACUUGCAAGGGGACGCGGACCAGGGAAUGGUGAUGGUGUUCGAGAUAGUGGAGCAAGGACAAAGUCUGGAAGCAAAUAUUCCAUCGAAUGGAUCUUACCCGUGGGCGUGCAUGGCAAAUAAUCCAAUAGGCCAGACAUCUGGAAAUGGAAAAGCAAUGAAUCCUUACAGAUUCUACAUGCUCCUGCUGGUGUUACUAACACUGCUGCUUGUUCAGUAAACUGACGCUUAAUGGAUUUCAAAUUGUUUCUGAUAAAGACGCUUCGCAGUUAACUUUUCAUGAAAAAAUGGAAUACCACAGCAAAUUCCUGUGGUUGGUACUUGUGUUGGGCGGUUCAAUGAAGUUUGUUGCCAUGGAAACUUGCUCUAUGACAUCACCUUGCACGCCGCUCAAGGGCGGUCAGCCGUUUCGUGAACCUCGGCAAGUAAGAUCUACAGACGGAGUUUUUACUUACAACAUGACAGUUGACAUUGCUGAGUUCACAAUUGAUUGGUUAACAGUUCUUAGACGUCUUUACGACGGGGAAUUUCCAGGUCCAACCUUCAAUCUUAAACCGGGAGACCAGUUUACCUUGAAUUUGAUAAAUAAUCUGCAGCACCCUGACUACACGGGGGGAUCUGAGAACACUUUUCGUUACCCAAAUACAACUAAUAUGCACACACAUGGUCUUCAUAUAAGCAGCGAGAUACCGCAAGACAGUGUUCUAAUCGAAAUUGGACCUGAGGAAUCGUUCCAAUACAAAUACAGGAUCGACCCCCAGCAACCAGUAGGAACAUACUGGUACCACCCACAUUAUCAUGGUAGCAUUCAUUUUCAGAGCAUGGGUGGCAUGGACGGUCUUAUUGUAAUUGAAGACGACCCUGCUAGUAUGCCGGCCGAACUAGCUGCUGUAUCUUGCCCCGACAACUGCCAGCAUGAUAAACAGAUAUUGUUGCAAACGUUUCAAUAUUCACCAGAUGAGGAAAGCGGCCACUCUAUACAACAGAGGGAAAUUCACGACAACGAAGCGUUUAGACUUAACAGCAUCGAGCUUGAUAAUUCAAGUGAAACAUUGGAGGAAUGGUUAGAAGACCCGGAUAAUGACAUCAAAUAUACACUGGUGAAUGGUCUGCUUAAUCCUGUAAUGGAAAUGAGGCCAGGACAAAUGAAACGAUUCAGAUUACUGGACACGGGCGGCUUGUACGCGGUUGCUCUCCACAUCGAUAACGUUGAUCCAAACGGAGCAUCAUGCACGGUGAAAGAAAUAGCAAUGGAUGGAGUUUACCUUGAUCAACCCAGAGAUCCCUGGCUUGGUCGAAGUUUUCUUGUAGCAGCAGGGAGGGUGGAUUGGUUGGUUAUUUGUCCGGAAAGUGGAAUUUACGAACUUCGUUCGUCAUUCACCGAAGCCGACGAGGAUUCAAUGGGAGAACAUCCAACUGCCAGCGGGACAUUCAUGACAAUGAAUGUUACAGGAACCAAACAAACCUCCGUUUUCCCAACCACACUACCACAGCGAGAGGAUUUUGUUUCCGACCUCCGGGAGGUGGCGCAAGAGAGCCUGAAAGGACAUUUUGUAGUAGAAGUCACACCGACUGAUACUUUAAACAGAGAAGAUUACUCCAAACUUUACUAUAGGUUUAAAAUGGAGGCAAAUACAAUACAGGAGUGGUACCUUACCAACACAGAAAUGUUCACGUCCCAUCCCAUACACAUGCAUAUAAAUCACGCGCAGGUCAUAAGUUAUAACCCAUACACUGGACCUUACGGCGUCGACGAAGAUUCUAAAUGGAGAUUGUUCAGCCAAGCUGGCGAAACUUGUACUUAUCAAUACAAAGGAUACGAUGCAAGUGCGGAUAUUGACCCCCCAUCUGAUGCAUUGAAAUAUUUGGGACAUAAUGAACGUCAAGAAAAAGGAGGUGCAAACACUCUUGGUUAUGCAGCGAUAGGCGACUGGAGAGAUACAAUUCUGAUACCACCGCUCGGAAAUAUUACGGUUCGUUUUAGCACCCACAAGUACAAGGGAGACGUUAUUAUACAUUGUCAUCUACACGGUGAUGCAGACCAAGGAAUGGCCAUGUUCGUUCAAAUAGUAGACCAGGGUGAGAGUUUAGAAGCCAACACCGCAUCUGGUAAUGCUGAACCAUCAUCUUGCAUGGAAGGAAGCGCAAUGAUUACCACUUUAAACCCGUUCUGUGUUCUCUUACCACUGCUGGCAGUCCUACGUUCAUAUUAUGGGUAACUGUGUGCCUUCAGUUUUAGUGUUUUUUUGUAUAUGUUUAUAUUUAGCCAAUAGCAAGUACAAAAUUGGAUUACUCGUCGUUCAGUUUAUUGUAGUAGUAGUUCAACUACAUAAAUGUUCGCGUUCUAUCA